Molecule: messenger RNA, 2017 nt
Organism: Aphidius gifuensis
Lineage: Eukaryota; Metazoa; Arthropoda; Insecta; Hymenoptera; Braconidae
Product: glomulin
Exons: 1
Coding region: 195-1976 (593 amino acids)
Cellular component (GO): cytoplasm
Molecular function (GO): ubiquitin-protein transferase inhibitor activity
Source: RefSeq, a predicted model, not a curated record
GCCAUUUUGAUUGUCGGUAUCACAAAUACCUACUUGAAGAUAAUUUUAUAUUAUUAUUGUUUUUAAAUAAUAAAUAAUAAAUCUAUAAAUAAAAAAAUAUAUCCUAACUGAAUAUACGUUUUAUUAGGAUAAAAAAAAAAAAAAUAUCAAGUUAUUUAUCACGUAGAUAAGGUGUGAUAACUUUCAAGCCAACAAUGACCGAGAUAUCAUCAUUGGAAUUUGUGAAAGCAGCAAAAGAAUGUUUAGAGAGAAACCAGCCAGAAAGUCUCAUUGAAUUAUUUAAAAAUAAUGAAAAUGAAAAGCUAUACAUCAAGACAGCUAAUGAACUUGUUCCAAUUAUUGCUAAUAAUUUAAAUUCAUCAAAUUUAAAUGGCAAUAAAUUAUUAUUUAAAACAUGUGAAGAUAUACUUGAAAUAAUUGCUGAUACAUGUGAUCCAGUUGACAUGGUACUGCUGUUGUGUGAACAGGCUGAAGAUGAUGAUGUUAAAUUUCAGGCACUUCUUAAGCCACUAAUAAUGUCAAUGAGAAAAGGUAAUUUAUCAGAGACUGUUGAUUUUUUUACAAUUUCAACAAGAGCAUACAUUGAAGAUUUACCACAACCACAAAAUCAAAAUCCUGAUGAUGAAAAUACAUCUGCUGUUCCGUCAAAAGAUGAUAAAUUAAUUACUCAACGUUUAUUAUCAAUUCAAGAUUCAAUUGUUGUUCAUUUAAAACCAUUGAUUGAAGACAUGUCAAGUGAUUUUAACAUCAAGCCAAAAAUCAUACUCAGCAUGUUGAAUUUAUUAUUAAAUUUAUUUGGUAAACCAUUUAUAUACUUGAACAUCAAAGAUGAUGAUGAAAAUAAUACAAAUUUUCAUAAUCUAGCUGAGCAAAUAGUAAAACUUGAAUGUGAUCCAUUUAAAUUGCUAAAAAUUAUUGACAAUCGACGUAGAAAAAUUGCUAGUAAUGAUACUUCUGAUGAUGAAGAAGAUCAGAGUAAAGUUCACAUGAUAGAAAAAAGAUUUCUAGAUGUUGAAGUGUCAAAUUUAACAUAUGGAUAUUUUUAUUUGACUCUGUUAACAUCAAGUCAAUUGAAAUCAAUAAUUCCACAAGUUUAUAAUCCUCACUGGGUAAUGAUCAACUGUUGCUACUUGGCAAAUGAACUUCUGGCUAAACCAGAGUAUGCCCUGGUCACCAAGGGUCUCAGGUUGAUUGAUUCAGUCAUCCAAACUGUUGACAAUGAAUCAAUUCAACACGGGGCAUUAAAAGUACCAAUUCAUAUUAAUUUAUUGACAACUUUAUCACAAGUCAUGAUGUACAAUGACUGUUCAAGUGAACGACAGUUGUCUUUAAAAAUAUUCAAAUGUUAUGUUGAUUUAUUUACAAUGCGAGCACGUUAUUUACUUAUUCAACAUCUUUUUGAUAUAAAACGUCAUUCAGGAUUUCGUGCAUUGAUUAUUAAUCUUUUAAAAUCAUUUAUCAUUAAAUCACUUGAAGCAACACCACACUGUCAAUAUUUCAUUGGCAAUAAACUCAUGACAAUUGUUAAAAAAAUUUGUAAAAUUUCGGAUGAUGAUAGCACUGACUUGGUUGAUAUUUCUGAUGAAGUUACUGGUAUUUUAAAUCUACUGAGGUAUUUAUUUAUUCGUGAUAAGGAAAAUAUAACUGGUAUUUGGAUGUUGACUGAUUUUAUACAACAAAAUUAUCUUGAAAAAAUACAAAAACAUAUUGUUGCAUCAAGAAAUCACUGGAAAGUUGAACUAAAUAGUUUAGAAGAAAAAGUAAAACAUCCAGGAGGAUCAAAUGAUGAUUCAAAAGUUUCAGUUUCUGUUGGUGGAAUGAAUCUUCCAGAUAUUUCAACAAGUGAAAAAAUUAAAAUGGGACAUCAAGCUCUUACUGCCAUUGAUAUGAUUGAAAGUAUUUUAAUCAGGGUCAAUGAAUGUCUAGAAAAUAAUCCAUUGAAAUUAAAAUCAAAUAAAGUUCAUGUAAAAGAUUGAUUGAAUAAAAAUUAAUUUUUAUCAUAAAAAUUUGUGUUUAG